Punctularia strigosozonata HHB-11173 SS5 is the source of this 885-nucleotide messenger RNA. RefSeq lists its product as uncharacterized. The coding region runs from base 1 to 885 and encodes 294 amino acids. The record is from RefSeq and is a predicted model, not a curated record. Lineage: Eukaryota; Fungi; Basidiomycota; Agaricomycetes; Corticiales; Punctulariaceae. The transcript has a single exon.
AUGCCACGUAUCACAGUCAACCCAUACGAGCACGCCCCCCCGGACUUCCAGGGCCCCGCCUUCGCUCUAGCGAGGACCGCCAUCGCUCAAGCCAAUGGGGGAACCGAGGAAGAGGCCAGCCAGGCCCUAGCGGACCAGUGGACCGAACAAAAUGAUCUCGCGAAGCAGGCGUGGGACGCGCAGGUUGCGGAAGAUCAAGAAGCGGCCGAUCUAGCCGAACGCGAACGGGCAGAGCGGGAGGCCGCCGCAAACGCGGAGGAGGAAAGAGAGAACGCGAAGGCCCGACCCAAAGUCCCCUCCUACACCCAGGAUCAAACGAUCAGCGACGAGCAAGACCUGCAUACCGACUACGACGUGCUCGUUAAGCUCCGCAACUACAAGUACACGGAGCUCUGGUACCACGGAGCCGACGGCAGAAGACUAGCGACGUCACUCGCCAUUUCUCGCGGAGACGACACUAUGGUACUCGCCAAGGAAGGCGAAGGCUUAUCGAUCAAGCACACCUCGUCUGCUCGCCUGGCAAGGCACUGCGUCCCUGAUCGAGAUCUCACCUGGGACCAGUUCACGAUCGCAAAAGGCGGCUUGCUAGAAGAUAUGGCGCGAGUGGGCUGGGAGCCCAGUAUCAUCCGCGAUUUCGCCCUUCUCUUCUACAAAAUGGACGGGCACGGCAUCCGGUACCAACCCUACGGCAACGCGUGCCUGCUUAUCUACAUGGACGAGAUUCGUAAGAACUGGCACCUGUCGUAUGAGCUCGACAUCAAGAACAAGCCCAAACCGAACGAGGGCCUCAUGUUCAACCCGGGGAACCUCAACGAGACUCGUCUGGCCCGGAUCGUAACCACAUACCUUCAAUCGCAAGCGUAUGACGCUCUCGCCGGUCAGUAA